CUACACAUAACUCUAAUCUACCUUACCUUCCAUAUCAGCACGCUGAAAAUCGUCUCUACUUCCAUCGAGGCCGAUUACACCUAUCUGCGUAUCAAAUUUCAUCAUCCCGGAGCCGUGGUUGGUCCCAAGGAUGCCUCCAUGUUUCUGUCUAACUUUCUGAAAGAGAUGACCUACCGUGCCUCCAAGCAGCGUCACCAUGGUGACGUUGCUUCUCCGUCCACUAACUUGAACAAUGCCUACCACAUGAUAAAGGCGAUUCUGAAAAUGUGUCGUUCUCGUGAAGCUGAGGAGCGCGAGAGGGCGAAUCUGGUCGAGCAGGACGUCCUUAUAGUUGAUCCUGCCAAGAGUCCCUUACGCCUUCGCGAUCUCUACAUUCGACCGAACAUUUAA
Molecule: messenger RNA, 390 nt
Organism: Dibothriocephalus latus
Lineage: Eukaryota; Metazoa; Platyhelminthes; Cestoda; Diphyllobothriidea; Diphyllobothriidae
Source: the annotation of a GenBank genome assembly